Malania oleifera is the source of this 3742-nucleotide messenger RNA. Its product is annotated as protein SEMI-ROLLED LEAF 2. Lineage: Eukaryota; Viridiplantae; Streptophyta; Magnoliopsida; Santalales; Ximeniaceae. The transcript is spliced from 20 exons. The coding region runs from base 312 to 3338 and encodes 1008 amino acids. The record is from RefSeq and is a predicted model, not a curated record.
AACACCCAUAAAAAUUCCACGAACUUUAAAUCAAAAAUUUAAAAUUUCAAGUUGCUUUCUUCCCCAAUUCCCCUUUUUCAAGACAAAGUUGUCUGGGGCCUUACGAGUUCUGACAUGGAGAAGGGUCCCCACUUUUGCAGUAGAAGUUGACGGCCAUCACGUGAUCCGUUUCUUCCUUUCCACGUUACUUUAGUUUGUCUCAAACAGCGCGCCCAUAAUUCCUGGUUUCUCUUUGAGCGUUCAAUCCUGUGCAACCCUGUGGGAUUUCUCACUUCCUACUGCCCACUACCCAGAUCUGCGCUUACCGGGAAAUGGGUAUUGUUUCCAGGAGGAUCUUCCCGGCAUGUGGGAGCAUGUGUGUGUGCUGCCCUGCUUUGAGGUCUAGAUCUCGACAACCUGUGAAACGUUACAAGAAGCUGCUUGCAGAGAUCUUCCCAAAAUCACUUGAUGGUCCUUCAAGUGAACGGAAAAUUGUAAAGUUAUGUGAAUAUGCUGCAAAAAAUCCUUUGCGAAUCCCAAAGAUUGCAAAAUAUCUUGAAGAAAGAUGCUACAAAGAACUGCGAUGUGAGCACAUCAAAUUCAUCAAUGUUGUCACAGAGGCUUACAAUAAGUUACUUUGCCUUUGUAAAGAGCAAAUGGCAUAUUUUGCUGUUAGUUUGCUGAAUGUGGUUACUGAACUUUUGGAUAACUCUAAGCAAGAUGCUGUGCAAAUCCUUGGAUGCCAAACCCUGACUAAGUUCAUUUAUUGUCAGGCCGACAGCACUUACACACACAAUAUUGAAAAUAUAGUUCAUAGAGUAUGCAUGCUAGCACAGAAGAGUGGAGAAGAACGUCAAAGGUGCUGUUUGAGGGCAGCAAGCUUGCAGUGCCUUUCAGCCAUGAUAUGGUUUAUGGCAGAAUUUUCAACCAUUUUUGUUGAUUUUGAAAAGAUUGUACAUGUUGCAUUAGACAACUAUGAGGUAGAUACACCUGGUGAAGAUGAUGAGAGAGGGGAGCCACAUCACAAUUGGGUGGAUGAAGUAGUUAGGUGUGAUGGAAGAGGUGUUGCAGGUGUUGGUAAUGAACAUAGCCCCAGCUGUGUCAUCAUCAGGCCACGGCCAGAAAAGAAAGAUCCUUCUCUUUUGACAAGAGAAGAGAUUGAGACGCCAAAAAUAUGGGCACAAAUUUGUCUCCAACGAAUGGCUGAACUUGCUAAGGAAAGUACAACAUUGCGUCGGGUAUUAGAUCCAAUGUUUGUCUACUUUGAUACUGGCAAGCACUGGGUUUCACGGCAGGGAUUGGCCAUGAUGGUCUUGUCUGACAUGUCAUAUUUUGUGGAAGCAACAGGUAAUCAGCAAUUGAUCCUCUCUUCCGUAAUACGCCAUUUGGACCACAAAAAUGUUGCACAUGAUCCCCAAGUUAAAUCUUAUGUCGUCCAAGUAGCUGCUGCUCUGGCUCGGCAAAUUAGGUCAGGGGUGGUUCUGGCAGAAAUUGGCUUUGUUAGUGACCUGUGCAGGCACUUGAGAAAGAGUCUUCAAGCCACAGUUGAAUCAGUUGGAGAGCAAGAGUUAAGCUUGAAUGUUUCACUUCAAAAUUCCAUUGAUGAUUGCUUGCUAGAAAUUGCCAAAGGGAUAGGUGAUCCACGGCCUCUAUUUGACUUGAUGGCAGUGACACUGGAAAAGCUGCCAUCUGUUGGAAUAGUUUCCAGGGCAACCAUUGGUUCGUUGAUGGUUCUUGCCCAUACAAUUUCAUUAGCAUCAAUCUCUCCACAUUCACAGCAGAUGUUUCCUGAGGCACUACUUGUUCAACUGUUGAAAGUUAUGUUGCACCCGGAUCUUGAGACACGUGUUGGAGCACAUCAGCUAUUUUCUGCUCUCCUUAUUCCAGUUCCUAACUAUCCCAGACAUGAAGUUGCUUCGAUGCGGUCUGGUUAUCUUUAUGAACCUAGAAGAUGGCGCUCCGCUACUGCAUCUGCAUUUGCUUCGAUUUCGGCUCUGCUUGAAAAGCUCCGCAGAGAAAAGGAUGGCAACAAACUUGAGAAGCUUGGGAAUGCUAUUCAAGAUGAAUGUAAGGAAAGGGACAUUGGUGAAGAAGAAUUGAAGCAGGGACGGGCCCACAAGAAUUCCUCUAAUUUUUACAAAAUAAGUUCUUUCAUUGACAGGAGAACCUGCUUUGCUGAUGCAGAACCAUAUAUUUUGAAAUUUAGUGAGGAUCAAAUUGCACAAUUGCUGUCUGGCCUUUGGAUACAAGCUAUUCUUCCUGAUAAUUUACCUUCAAACUUUGAAGCCAUUGGUCACUCUUUCACCUUAACCCUUAUUUCUUCACGAUUCAAGAAUCCUAAUGACAACCUGGUGGUCUGCUUCUUUCAGCUUCCCUUGUCUCUCAAGAAUAUGGCCUUGGAUCUAAACAAUGGAAUGUUGCCUCCAGCACGGCAGAGAUCACUUCUUGUGCUAUCAAUUGGCAUGUUGACGUUUGCAGCAAAGAUAUAUCAAAUUCCCAAUCUAAAUGAUCUGCUCAAGUCAUUAGUUCCAUAUGAUGUUGAUCCUUAUAUGGGCAUCAGUGAUGACCUUCAACUUUAUUUGAAGGCCCAAAUGGACGUGAAACAGUAUGGAUCUUUUACAGAUAACCAAUUGGCUACAUCCUUGCUCUUUCAGUUACGUAACAAGAUAUACGAAUCUAAUGGAGUCAUACUAGACAUAUUAUCGAAGAAUCUUUCUAGCAUUACUGAGCUGGGGGUUGAUGAUCUGGCUAAGCAACUGUCAGAAGUAUUCACACCUGACGAAGCAUUUAUGUUUGGUCGACAUUCAGUACUGGAUUCAGACCUUGUUCAAAUGGUUUCCCAGUUCAAGCAAUCUCUUUCAUUUGAUGGGGACAUUCCUACAAAUUCAGUGGGGGAAGAUGAUACCAAAAGUGAUUCAUCUAUUGCUGAUGUUUCACACUUCAUUCCCAGAAUGCCAACAACCCCUUCCAUGUCCCAGAUGGUCAGCAUUGGACAACUUAUGGAAUCGGCACUUGAGGUAGCUGGUCAGGUGGCUGGAUCAUCUGUCUCAACCUCACCCCUUCCAUACAGAACCAUGGCUAACCAUUGUGAAGCCCUUGGCACAGUAACAAAAAAGAAGCUCUCUAGUUGGUUGACCCAUGAAACCCAUUACUCUAGGGUAACCGAUAAACCGUUUCCAGCUCUGACUGCAGUGCUUCCUGCAGAUGUGCUUCCUGCAGAUGUGCAAUCAGCCAUGAAGAAGAGAACAAGUGAUGGGGAGGCUGUGCGGGGAGAGGCACGGCAGCUGGAACCAUGGUUGGCCAUGAGGCUUCCUCCGGCCAGCCCAUUCGACAACUUCCUCAGAGCAGCUCGGUAUUGAAAAGAGAGAGAAGGAAAUUGCAUGCACUCUUUUCUGUUGUCCUGUUUCAUCUGUAACUUGUAAAGUCAUUGGCACUGGUAGGUCUCUUUGAUCCUUUGUGUUUGUAGUCGGUGAUCAUCAGUAGAGUGCUUAGAAGCCAGCUUAGUUGCAAGAAUGUAUGUACCAUUGGAUCCUCCAUGUACUUGAGCUAAUAUGGCAUUCACAUCACUGUGUUCAGUCUCUAGUCUCUUGCCUCUCUGCCUCAUCCCCACCCAGAAACUGAAAUCCUUAUGGUGCAUGGUUGGAUCUUGCUGUAUAUUAGUUUAUUGGUUUUUCAGUUAUAAAUUCUGUAAAAUAGUGUUUGGUAAUGGACUAAACUAGGUAAUAAUAUGGUGUAUAAAGGUACAUAUUUUCAGAGCAUUGAA